Symbiodinium sp. CCMP2592 is the source of this 1548-nucleotide messenger RNA. NCBI's taxonomy places the organism in Eukaryota, Dinophyceae, Suessiales, Symbiodiniaceae. The record is from the annotation of a GenBank genome assembly.
AUGGCGGACAAUUUCUUCCAGUGGGCAGCAGCGAGAAAGUUGCUCCGAACCAACGAAGUGCAUAAGUGUGAGGAAGCGAAGCUGAUCCUGGAGGAGACGUUUGAAGUGGAGAACGAGAAAGGUGACCGCACCGACCUCUCGGGGACGGCCGAGAUUGAGGCCCGUCACUUUAUAGCAGCCCUCAAACAUCCCCUAAACCUAGACAGAGAGACAGAUAAAAAUAAGAGAAAGGGAGAGAGAGAGAGAGAGAGAGAGAGAGAGAGAGAGAGAGAGAGAGAGAUGGCCGACCAAAUGAGAACCAUCUUGGACGAGAUGAACCGGUGCUACACGGCUUUGAGUGAAGUGGAAGCAGAAGUCCUAGUGGACACAGAGGGGAAGAAUCUGGAAACCAACAAGCAGAAAAUCAUGAGCCUCUUCGUGAAGUGCACGAAACAGGAUGUGACACUGAACAACUACAAGACCCGGGCCAGGAAUAUCAAGGCCAGCCCCAGCGAGAAGGUCGGCGGUUCCAAGCCCAAGUCACCGAAGAAGAAGAAAGGCCCAAAGGCCAAAGAUGACAAGUCGGAAAAGCCCGCAGGCAAGCAUGUGAAAAAGGAUAAGAAGGAGAAGAAGUCGAAGAAGAACAAGGAAGAGUGCCUCGAAGCACAAAGACGGGCUCGUGAUCCCGCCUUCGAAUACGGCCCACCUACUGAUGAGGAGCCCUCCGAUGCCUCCGAUAGUGAUGGCUUGGUUGGUGCUAUUAUGGGAGAUGUUGAAAAGGGGGCCGAUGCCAAGAGUGUGGUCCGUUUGGCAAAAAUCGCCAGCCGGAGGAUGAGGAAGCUAGGCAGGAUAGUGCAGGGUUUUAUGACUCGUGUCGGGGGAGUUGUCGAUCCUCACUUGCAAGCCAUUGGGAACCUGGCCACCGGCAAGGACUAUCAUAAUGCGGCUCGGAAUCUGCAUAGUUAUCUGCAUUCCAAUGGAAAAACAUAUCCGGUGCCAAUCUCUGCUACCAGACUGAGACUCCGACGACCUAAGAAGGGUGGUGGUGAGUUUACAACAAACUAUCCCCUGAUCUACCUCUCGAGUUGGAUGCGAUGUAUCCUAGAAGAUGGUGGAGAAUUUCUGUUGGGAGGCUGGACCACGGACCAGCCCCGGGAAUACAAAGCGAUGUUUGCACGAUUCUGGGACCGAUAUGAGUGCGUGAAUCAAGAACACCCGAUUUAUUUCGAGAAAACCUGGGAACAGAGGAUGCAUUGCAUCCCCAUUGCUGUUCAUGGUGAUGAAGGAAGAGGCCUAGGAAAACAUCCUGUGCUAGUGGAAAGUUAUCAACCUCUUUUGCCCUGGAGUGGAGAAAAUCAGCUGAACAUGGUUGGGCAUUCCUUUACAACUAGGCUGCUGGCCUGCAUCUUGCCCUCACAGUGUUACGCAAAACACGACAAGUCGGUGGAUGGCCUCCACCAGGCCAUGAGCAAUGAUCUCAGAGCCUUGUUCGAGAAAGGAGUUUCCGUUGAGGCAAGGGGUUUGGGCCGGUUUAUUUUUAUAAUGGGUUUAGCUGCUAUAGGGAUAUAA